UAACUAUCAUCUCGAAGGACAAAGGUGACAAAAAAUCUUCUAUAGACGCUUAAGCGAGCUCCAAAUGAUCCUAAAGGUAAUUCAUGGGAAGUUCAUAGUGUGCCGGCUGGUACUUUUGACAACAGGAAGACUAUACCUCCAAGGUCAGGAGCUGACUCCAGUUCUUUUAUGUUAAGUGUUAAUUCUGGUAUACAGACUUCUGAUUCAAAGGUUACGGAGUGUGUCACAGAAAGUUUUAGUGCAGCCUCAAGAGAGAUGAAAAUGCUACCUGUGGUUUCCAACUUCAGGCAGUUCAGAAGCAGUGGACAUGUCGUGGGAAGUGUUUCUAAGAUACUGCACCAGCUGAAGUGGGGUCCUGCUGCAGAAGAGGCUCUUCGAAAACUCAACUUUCCAGUGGAUGCAUACCAAGCAAACCAAGUGCUUAAGCAGCUUCAAGAUCAUAUGGUUGCGCUAGGCUUUUUCCAUUGGUUAAAAAGGCAAGCAGGUUUCAAGCAUGACGGGCAUACUUACACAACUAUGGUUGGCAUUCUCGGCCGUGCAAAACAGUUUGGUGCCAUAAAGAAACUGCUUGAUCAGAUGAUGCAGGAUGGUUGCCAGCCAAAUGUUGUAACAUAUAAUCGGCUUAUUCACAGUUAUGGUCGUGCAAAUUAUUUACAUGAAGCUAUGGAGGUGUUCAGUCAAAUGCAGGAAGCUAGGUGUGAACCUGAUCGUGUCACUUACUGCACACUUAUUGAUAUCCAUGCUAAAGCUGGAUAUCUUGAUGUUGCCAUGGACAUGUAUCAAAGAAUGCAAGCAGCUGGGCUUUCUCCUGACACAUUUACUUACAGUGUUAUGAUCAACUGCCUGGGAAAAGCUGGCCAUUUACCUGCUGCUCACAGGCUCUUUUGUGAAAUGGUUAAUCAGGGGUGUGUUCCAAAUCUGGUCACCUAUAACAUCAUGAUUGCUUUACAUGCCAAAGGAAGGAAUUACCAGAGUGCAUUGCAACUUUAUCGUGAAAUGAAGAAUGCAGGAUUUGAACCUGAUAAAGUGACAUACAGCAUAAUAAUGGAGGUUCUUGGACAUUGCGGAUAUCUUGAUGAAGCAGAAGCAGUUUUUACUGAAAUGAAACGAAAAAAUUGGGUUCCUGAUGAACCUGUUUAUGGUCUUUUAGUAGACUUGUGGGGGAAGAUUGGCAAUGUUGAAAAAGCUUGGGAAUGGUAUCAGGCCAUGCUUCAUGCUGGUUUGCGUCCCAAUGUGCCAACUUGCAAUUCCCUUCUCAGUACCUUUCUUAGGGUGCAUAGGUUUUCAGAUGCUUAUAACUUACUUCAUAGCAUGGUGGCUAUGGAUCUACGACCUUCUCUACAAACCUAUACUUUACUCUUGAGUUGUUGCACAGAAGCACGGUCAUCAUAUGACAUGGGUUUUUGUUGCCAGCUGAUGGCAGUCACAAGCCACCCUGCACACAUCUUUCUACUAUCCAUGCCAUCAUCAGGACCUGACGGGCAAAAUGUUCGCGAUCACGUGACUAGAUUCUUGGAUGUAAUGCGUAGUGAGGAUAGAGAAAGCAAGAGAGGACUUAUAGACGCAGUGGUGGAUUUUCUUCAUAAGUCAGGCCAGAAGGAAGAGGCCGGGUCAGUUUGGGAGGUGGCGGCAGAUAAGAAUGUAUAUCCAGAUGCUGUAAAAGAAAAGAGCUCAAGCUAUUGGCUUAUCAAUUUACAUGUUAUGUCUGAGGGUACUGCAGUUACAGCACUGUCAAGGACACUAGCCUGGUUUCGCCGUGAAAUGCUGGCAUCUGGGAUUGGUCCAACCCGGAUUGAUAUAAUCACUGGAUGGGGGCGACGCAGCAGGGUGACAGGAACUUCUUUGGUUCGACAGGCAGUGCAGGAACUGCUUAACAUCUUUAGUUUUCCCUUUUUUAUAGAGAAUGGGAAUUCUGGUUGUUUUGUAGGGUGUGGAGAGCCUCUUAAAAGAUGGUUGCUCCAAUCUUAUGUGGAUAGAAUGCAUUUACUGUAGCUGCUGUAAUCAUCUAGUGUCUGUAGACACAGUUUUGUAAUCGCUGACUCAUCAAAGUAUUUGUAUUUAAGUUAGGUGCA
This is a messenger RNA of Carica papaya (papaya), 2072 nucleotides long. Its product is annotated as pentatricopeptide repeat-containing protein At1g74750. Gene Ontology annotation, molecular function: protein binding. The record is from RefSeq and is a predicted model, not a curated record. Lineage: Eukaryota; Viridiplantae; Streptophyta; Magnoliopsida; Brassicales; Caricaceae.